Molecule: messenger RNA, 2802 nt
Organism: Tripterygium wilfordii
Lineage: Eukaryota; Viridiplantae; Streptophyta; Magnoliopsida; Celastrales; Celastraceae
Product: cell division cycle protein 48 homolog
Exons: 9
Coding region: 131-2554 (807 amino acids)
Biological process (GO): retrograde protein transport, ER to cytosol; autophagosome maturation; mitotic spindle disassembly
Cellular component (GO): VCP-NPL4-UFD1 AAA ATPase complex; cytosol; nucleus
Molecular function (GO): ATP hydrolysis activity; polyubiquitin modification-dependent protein binding; ATP binding
Source: RefSeq, a predicted model, not a curated record
AAGAUAUUAAAAUUGGAAACUGUAUAAAAUAUCUAUGGCAACCUACCCAACUCCAUUCUCAUCACCCAUCCAUUAUAAAUUCCUUUCCAGUUAGCCAAGCAAGCGUACGAAAAAUCUUUGGAUUGUCACGAUGGCUCACCAAGGAGAAUCUUCGGACUCGAAAUCUACGAAGAAGGACUUCUCGACGGCGAUUUUGGAACGGAAAAAGUCGCCAAAUCGGCUAGUUGUAGACGAGGCCGUCAACGAUGACAACUCCGUCGUUUUGAUGCACCCAGAGACCAUGGAGAAGCUCCAGCUCUUCCGUGGUGAUACCAUUCUCAUCAAGGGUAAGAAACGGAAGGAUACAAUAUGUAUUGCUCUUGCUGAUGACUCAUGUGAGCAGCCAAGGAUCAGAAUGAACAAGGUUGUUAGAUCAAAUCUAAGGGUUCGACUAGGAGAUGUUGUAUCUGUGCACCAAUGCCCGGAUGUUAAGUAUGGAAAGCGUGUUCACAUAUUGCCAAUUGACGAUACAAUAGAAGGUGUUACUGGGAACCUGUUUGAUGCAUAUCUGAAACCGUACUUCUUAGAGUCUUAUCGACCUGUGAGGAAAGGAGACCUAUUCCUUGUUAGAGGAGGGAUGAGAAGUGUGGAGUUCAAAGUGAUUGAAACUGACCCUGGAGAGUAUUGUGUGGUUGCACCAGACACUGAAAUAUUCUGCGAGGGAGAGCCUGUGAGAAGGGAGGAUGAGGAUAGAUUGGAUGAAAUAGGGUAUGACGAUGUUGGUGGUGUUCGCAAACAGAUGGCCCAGAUUCGUGAGCUAGUGGAGCUGCCAUUAAGGCAUCCUCAACUUUUUAAAUCAAUUGGUGUAAAACCACCAAAAGGAAUUCUAUUGUAUGGACCUCCAGGUUCUGGUAAGACAUUGAUAGCCAGGGCUGUUGCUAAUGAAACUGGUGCUUUCUUCUUUUGUAUUAAUGGCCCAGAGAUAAUGUCCAAAUUGGCUGGUGAGAGUGAAAGCAAUCUCAGGAAGGCAUUUGAAGAAGCUGAGAAGAAUGCCCCUUCCAUCAUCUUUAUUGAUGAGCUUGAUUCAAUCGCUCCCAAGCGUGAGAAAACCCAUGGUGAAGUUGAAAGGCGGAUUGUUUCACAGCUUUUGACUCUUAUGGAUGGACUGAAAUCGCGAGCCCAUGUUAUUGUUAUUGGUGCUACGAACCGACCGAACAGUAUUGAUCCUGCUCUGAGAAGGUUUGGUAGGUUUGACAGGGAAAUUGACAUUGGAGUUCCAGAUGAAGUUGGGCGUCUUGAAGUUCUUCGCAUCCAUACCAAGAACAUGAAGCUUUCUGAUAAUGUGGAUUUAGAAAGAAUCGGAAAAGAUACUCAUGGAUAUGUUGGUGCUGACCUUGCUGCUUUAUGCACUGAAGCUGCUCUGCAGUGCAUCAGAGAAAAGAUGGAUGUGAUUGACUUGGAGGAUGAAACCAUUGAUGCUGAGAUACUAAAUUCCAUGGCUGUUACAAAUGAUCACUUCCAGAUUGCUCUUGGAACAAGCAAUCCAUCUGCAUUGCGUGAAACAGUUGUCGAAGUGCCCAAUGUCAGCUGGGAGGAUAUUGGUGGUCUCACGAACGUGAAGAGGGAACUUCAAGAGACUGUUCAGUACCCUGUGGAGCAUCCAGAAAAGUUUGAGAAGUUUGGAAUGUCACCAUCAAAAGGGGUCCUAUUCUAUGGUCCGCCUGGAUGUGGGAAAACUUUGCUGGCAAAGGCAAUUGCAAAUGAAUGUCAGGCUAACUUCAUCAGUGUGAAAGGCCCUGAACUGCUCACCAUGUGGUUCGGUGAGAGUGAAGCUAAUGUCCGAGAAAUAUUUGACAAGGCUCGACAAUCUGCACCAUGUGUUCUUUUCUUUGAUGAGCUUGACUCUAUUGCAACUCAGAGGGGAAGCAGUGUUGGGGAUGCAGGGGGUGCCGCAGAUCGAGUCUUAAACCAGCUUCUGACUGAAAUGGAUGGCAUGUCAGCCAAAAAGACUGUUUUUAUCAUUGGGGCCACGAACAGACCUGAUAUUAUUGACCCUGCACUUUUGCGGCCAGGGCGUCUUGAUCAAUUAAUUUAUAUCCCUCUUCCAGACGAGGAGUCACGAUUACAAAUUUUCAAAGCCUGCUUGAGAAAAUCACCUGUCUCAAAAGAUGUUGAUUUGGGGACACUGGCUAAAUAUACUCAAGGCUUCAGUGGAGCUGAUAUCACGGAGAUAUGUCAGCGAGCAUGCAAAUAUGCUAUAAGAGAGAAUAUAGAGAAGGAUAUCGAAAUGGAGAGGAGGAGAAGUGAGAAUCCUGAAUCUAUGGACGAGGACACCGAGGAAGAAGUGGCAGAGAUCAAGGCUGCUCAUUUCGAGGAAUCGAUGAAGUUUGCUCGUAGAAGCGUCAGUGAUGCUGAUAUACGCAAAUACCAGGCUUUUGCACAGACGCUGCAGCAGUCCAGGGGAUUUGGAACUGAAUUUAGGUUUCCAGAAACAGGGUCCGGCGCUGCAGCAGCUGCUGAUCCGUUUUCAACUUCUGCUGCUGCUGGGGCUGAUGAAGAUGAUUUGUAUAGUUAAGUUCUAUCUUCUAUUUAAGUUUGUCAUCCUAAUAAUAUAGACCUCUGUAGGAGAACUUUUUUUCCCACUUGGGACAUGGCUCUCCUGGUCAAUUACUGUAAUAUUUUGAGACUUUUCCAACUCUAGGGUUCAGUGUCUGCUACUGAAUUUAUAUUUACUUCGGGUUUGAUGUGUUUUUGUAGUGACGUUUAGCCUGAACAGGUUGACUUGGCAAAAUCUAAUUUUCAAUUGCAUGAAUGUUGUAUUAA